Molecule: messenger RNA, 2333 nt
Organism: Drosophila willistoni
Lineage: Eukaryota; Metazoa; Arthropoda; Insecta; Diptera; Drosophilidae
Exons: 5
Coding region: 97-2013 (638 amino acids)
Source: RefSeq, a predicted model, not a curated record
CUAUUGCUGUUCACAAUUCGCAGGGCUCUCAACAAUUUGAGUUUCGCAGGGCCAGGGUAAAUAAACUAAUGAAAACUCAAUUGUUAAGCUGCCAAUAUGUUGUUUCGUACGGCCAAAAACAAAUUCGAGACGGCGGAAAUAAUGCGCCGUCUAAAGCGUCUGGCCGAAGGGACACUUUCCUCAUAUCGGCGUUUGUUUUUGCUGCUAUUAUGCGUUUGCAUUGUCUUUUAUUUGCUGCCGCCGAUCUUUCGUUAUAUAUUUCUCAGUGCACCGGAGCAGAAAGAUCCACACAGCAUGUGCAUGGAUGAUCGACUGACUCCGUAUAUACUUCAGAAUUAUGAGUUCGAUGCAAACAUACGUCACGUGUCGCCUUCACCGCUGCCGGGCGAACAUGAUUACACGCCCUAUGUAGGCAAUGGAUACAUUGGAUUGGAGGUGGCUCAUAACGCUGCACUUAACAUUAAACAUGGACGCACUAUGGUGCCCAUACGCUUUCAACCGAUUAUUUCGGUCAAUCCAGAAGGCGGCAUCAAUGCGGGUGAAAAAGAGGCCACCGUUGUGGAGUAUCUAACUGGAAUGGUUCAUAGGUUUCAAUGCUUUGCCGGCUAUUUUGUUUCGUAUACCUACUAUGCUCAUCGCACUCAACACAAUAUCCUGAUGCAGGAACUACAGGUGACCAAUACACGAAAUAUAGUUGAGGAUGUUGAACUGAUUAUGCCACGCAUAAGUCUACCCAACCUUUCCACUCGCACUAUUCCGCUCAGUGAACCAGUUCAGAUGGGUUUAUCUACCUAUAGUGAAAUAAAAGUCAUUACCGGAACCGUACAGCCAUCGACCGAUGAUCCAACUAGAUCCAUUGUGAUUAGCAUUGUUACACCGAAAUUGGAUUCCAAGUUGCAGCUACGUAAACGGGGCACUGUGCGUGUCAUCUAUCCCAUGGCUAUACACUAUUCGAAGCUCGUGAUUGAGGGACAGGUGAAGUCAACCAUUGAUAUAACCGAGCAGCAGGCGAUUCAAGCCAUGACAAAGCUUUUGCAAAAGAUAAGCACUAAAGCCUCGAAUACCGGAUAUAGCAUUAAUACCUAUCGCCAGGAACACAUCAAUGUGUGGACAGACCUAUGGGCUACGGGUUUUACAAUAAGCACAUCUAAAGCGGAGAAUAGUUUGAACGGAGAUCGUAUUAAUGCUACCAUGUAUGCCGUCCUAUCUCAAGUCCGUAGUUUUGAGUACGAGGAAUCGGGAGCUGGCUCUCCGACAAUUAAGGAAGAUAUUGCCAAAGCCUUAACCUACGCCGAGGGUUGCUACGACUCUUAUCACACACUUCAGGCAGAGAAUUUGUGGCGAGAUAUGUCCAGUUUGCACCAACUGAAUACUUUAGUUUCAUCCUGGAUGCUAACCUUAGAGAAACAAGGCUGUCAUAAUCUUAUACGCGCUGGCGCCUCUGGUGUCAUUCAGGCCAUGGUCUUGAGUUUUGGAAGCUUUCGCUUUAGUAAUCAGCAUUUAGAGUGCAAUAUACAUCCAAAAUUCUUGCAUAGAGAUUUCCAUUUUAGGCGACUUAACUAUGGCAAUAAAACCCAUGUCAAUGUCACCAUUAUUGUCAAGGAUGACAAUAAGGCGGUGAUAAAUGUGGCAUUAGAUCGUUCGGAUCGCAGCUAUUAUGCCUGCGAUGGCGGCUGUUUGGAUGAACCAGUUUUGCUAACACAAAACCGACGACAAUUCCCAGUAAAAUUGACUGAACCCUUAACGGCUAUAUUGUAUAUAACCGAAGAUAAGCAGCAUAUGGAGGAUCUUCAUCAUGCCAUACACGUUAAAGAAGUUGUAGAGGCUCCUGCCCACGAACAACAUCUGAUUGCUUUGCAUAAGCAUGGCCAUCAAUUGGGUGGCUUGCCAACGCUCUUUUGGGUAUCGGUCUGUGCAAUAAUUAUAGUAUUUCAUAUAUUCCUUUGUAAGCUUAUAAUCAAGGAGUACUGCGAACCAAGCGAUAAGUUAAGAUAUCGUUAUAACAAACCGUGAUGCUAGUAAUAUAUAUAUAUAUAUAUAAUAUAAUAUAAAUAAAAAAAAAGAAAAGGAAAAUUUAACUCGAAAAAAGGGUAAAAUUCAAGCUCUACCUAUAGAUAGAUAAUUAGAUUUUUAUUGUAUAUUGCAUUCAAAAUAGUCAAAUUCAUAAUAGGCCGCAAUAUUUUGUUUACUUUUUGUAUAUAUAUAUAUAUAUACAUAAAUCUCUGAUACCGGUUCAAUAUGAGCGCUUAAAUCAUUUGUAAAUGGCAAUAUUAAACCUUAAAUUCCAUGGGCUUAUGUGUUCACCUAUUUAACGAUUUCAAAUCAAAUUAAUU